Messenger RNA from Biomphalaria glabrata, 414 nucleotides. RefSeq lists its product as uncharacterized. NCBI's taxonomy places the organism in Eukaryota, Metazoa, Mollusca, Gastropoda, Planorbidae. The transcript has a single exon. The record is from RefSeq and is a predicted model, not a curated record. The coding region runs from base 1 to 414 and encodes 137 amino acids.
AUGUGUCUUAACUGUUUUUGUCAAGUGAAUGAAUCUCUAAACUGUAUUGAUCAAGUGAAUGAAUCUCUAAACUGUAUUUGUCAAGUGAAUGAAUCUCUAAACUGUAUUGAUCAAGUGAAUGAAUCUCUAAACUGUAUUUGUCAAGUGAAUGAAUCUCUAAACUGUAUUGAUCAAGUGAAUGAAUCUCUAAACUGUAUUGAUCAAGUGAAUGAAUCUCUAAACUGUAUUGAUCAAGUGAAUGAAUCUCUAAACUGUAUUGAUCAAGUGAAUGAAUCUCUAAACUGUAUUGAUCAAGUGAAUGAAUCUCUAAACUGUAUUGAUCAAGUGAAUGAAUCUCUAAACUGUAGUGAUCAAGUGAAUGAAUCUCUAAACUGUAGUGAUCAAGUAAAUAUCUCUAAAGGUACUAGUAUUUAG